Messenger RNA from Linum tenue, 536 nucleotides. The record is from the annotation of a GenBank genome assembly. Lineage: Eukaryota; Viridiplantae; Streptophyta; Magnoliopsida; Malpighiales; Linaceae.
UUCAAGGAGAAGGGAAGAGCUCUGGAUCAUUAAAGCUCGCAUUGUUCAGCGCCCUCUGUUUAUGCUGCAGCGGAAAAUGGAAAAUCGGUUUGUAAUCUGCUUGGAAAAUGGAAAAUCCCUCAGCAUCGAUGGAAGCUCAACGCAGAAAUACAAUUAGGAGCAGCGCUAGAAGAAGGGAGCCGCGCUCUGAUCGCAGCAACACCCUUGUACCCGUCGGCUCCUCUGCAAGCUGUUCUUCCACUUCGUCUUCCUCUUACCUUCUCAAGAAACCCUUGAAAUCGUUUCCCUCCUCUUCGCAGCUUCUCCAUUCCCGCGACAAUCCGAAUCCCACUGAGACCCAUCUCGAUAAGGUUCCAUCCACGGCCGGAUCCACUACCAGCGCGGUUCUAGGACCCUCCACUUCCACGCCUGCUCGCCCACAGCGCAAUCAAUCCUCGACCGUCGGUGGCGAUGAUGUUUGGGAGCCGUCUCCGGUUUACGUUCGGAGGAAGUCCGGAAGCAAAAGGAAGGACAAGGAGAAGGCAAUUGAUGUGCCG